UCAUCCCUCCGGUUUCCCUCACAAGCCCGCCGCCGGAAUGGCCCGCGCCCCAGUUAUUCCGCGCAUGCGCCCUGCCCUUUCCGAACAGGGCUGGUGAGGGGGAAAAAAAUUUGUUGUGGGAGUUUAAAGGAGAAGACUCGAGCGAGGCGGGAGGAGGAGGAGGAGGAGCCUAAUUUUGAUUCUAAAAAAAAUUAAAAAUCAAAGACUAAGCUGAAAGAUGGAACAGAAUCUCUCGGAGAAAAAACCAGCCAUCGCCCAGACUGCAGACUUCGAUGUAAUGGGUGCCUUAGACUGGAAAGACGGCAUUGCUACCUUGCCAGGUAGCAACAUACAAUUCCGUUUAAGUGAGUUUGGAACAUUGGAACUCAUUACAGAAGUUGAAGCAAAAGCUCUCUCUGCCUCUUCAGUAAAUACCAGUUCAGCCGUCCUUAACUUGUCUACCUCUUCUGCUCCCAACACCAUAACUGUUCGUGAUCCUGAAGAACCCAAAGACUGCAUUCUCAGAUCAGGUCUCCAGAGCAGCAAAAAUAUUAAAUACCCUGAGCAAAUGGACUGCUUUGACAAUUCCCACCAGGAGAAAGACAGAAUUUCUAAAGACACUCCAAUUGACUGUGGGAAACGAACGGGUAAUAGCCAGGUUUAUGAAGCUGACAGACCCUCCAAGCGUCUUCGGAGAAAAAGGAAAUUGCUUUUGGAUUCUGAAGAUGAGGAAGAAAAUGCAGAUGAUGAUGAGGUAAUGGAAAAGAAUAAAUUAAAUUCGAAAAACCGCAGGACUACUAAAACAGUUAAGCAAGUGAUUCCUGGAAAGAAGAAUGUGUGGAACUGGAUCUCAUACUUAGAAGAGGAACGAAUGCCAGCUGCUCCACUGAAACUUUUCAAAGAGUAUCAGUCGUUUCCACAAAACAAAAAUGGAUUUAAAGUUGGAAUGAAGCUAGAGGGCCUAGAUCCUGAACAUCCAUCUUUAUUUUGUGUCCUUUCUGUUGCUGAGAUACAAGGAUACAGAAUGCGAUUACAUUUUGAUGGCUACUCGGAAUGCUACGAUUUCUGGGUCAAUGCUGAUUCUCCAGACAUCCACCCUGUUGGCUGGUGUGAAAAAACAGGUCACAAGCUACUGCCUCCUAAAGGUUACAAAGAAGGAGAAUUUAAUUGGACUUCAUAUUUGAAGAACUGCAAAGCUCAGGCUGCCCCCAAAACACUUUUCAAGGCCAUGAGCACAUCAGUUACCCCUUCUGGUUUUCGAGUGGGCAUGAAGCUAGAGGCAGUGGACAAAAAGAACCCUUCGUUAAUGUGUGUUGCAACUAUUGCAGAUAUGCUGGAUAAUCGGCUGCUGGUACAUUUUGACAACUGGGGGGAAAGUUAUGAUUACUGGUGUGAUGCUAGUAGUCCAUAUAUUCGACCUGUUGGUUAUUGCCAAGAAACAGGAACUCCUCUAACAACACCAGCUGAAUACAAAGAUUUCAAAACCUUUUCAUGGGAAAAAUAUUUGGAAGAAACUGGUUCUCAAGCAGCACCAGCAAGAGCAUUUAAAUUGCGUCCAGCUCAUGGAUUUCAACCUAACAUGAAACUAGAGUCUGUAGACAAAAGAAACCCCAUGUUAAUUAGAGUGGCAACUAUAAUAGAUAAAGAUGACUAUCGUGUCAAGAUACACUUUGAUGGCUGGGACCAUAGUUUUGACUUUUGGAUUGAUGCAGAUAGUCCAGAUAUACACCCUAUGGGGUGGUGUGCGAAAACUGGACAUGCCUUGCAGCUCCCACCAGGUACAGUGGAUCCAUCCACUGCAGUGGGACAAGGAUGCCCUACUCCUUGUUGUCUGGGAUUGGGUCAUGUUAGGGGACCCAGAUACGGAACACAUUACACGUUAGUUGGCUGCCCAUAUUCUGAAAUCAAUCGCAACCGAGAGAAUUCUUUACAAGAUCGUCUAGGUGGAGAGAAACCUUCUCCCAGUAUUAUUGUUCAAAAACCCAAGAAGCCGGAGACUUCUGUAUCACUUCCAGAUCAGGAUGACUCUCCAAAGUCUAGGAAGUCAUCCACAGAAGAUGGAGAGAAAUCAGAAUGGAGCAGUGGGCAGAGUCUGUCUGAGCAGUCUGAGACCAGCCAACAGAAGGACUCAUCUGAGGAAGGGUCAUCUGCUGUUACCAGAGUUAAAUCAAAAGGGAUUAAUUUGUCACAUAGCUGUAUAAAGCACCAGCUAGUGAAGCAGGAUACUGAUGGAAGAGACGCAGCGCUUGCUCUUCAACAGGCCCUCCACCAGUCUGUCUUCAUGCCUUCCCUUUCCACAAACCCUUCUCACCGUCUCCAUCUCUGCUGGGAGCAACACUGCAAACUGCUGCCAGAGGUCUCUGGUCUCACUGCAAAGAAUGUGGCCAAAUGGAGUGUGGAAGAGGUGGCUGGUUUUGUACAGCGUCUCCCUGGCUGCAAGGAUCAGGCUGCACUCUUCCGACAAGAGCAGAUUGAUGGCGAAGCCUUCCUCCUCCUGAACCAGUCAGACAUUGUUAAAAUCCUCAGUAUCAAACUGGGGCCUGCACUGAAAAUUUACAAUGCCAUCCUUAUGUUCAAGACUGCAGAAGAAGACUGAGACAGCUCCUUUAGGACCAGACUGGGCAAAGAGGUCAAAGCUAGAACAAAUUGGAAGCAGAAAGCCCAGCUACACUUUUACUGAAUAAGUUAUGAACUUGGAAAGGCAGCGAGUGGCCUAAUCGUAUUUCAGGCUGUCUUGAGCUGAACCUGCUGAAAGGACCCUGAAGAAGUACCGUCCCUUCUGCCACCUGGAAUGGAUGUGGUGGCUUCCCUUCUAGGAAGAGAUAAUUAUUUUUCCCUUAAUUGUAUUUGCAUAUGGUUAUAUUGAUCUUUUGUGAAGAUCUUGACAAUGCCUCCAGUUAUAAGAGGAAUCCUGGGUAUUGCUGUUGGUAGGAAGCCAAACUGAAGCAAAGUGACUUACGUGUUGAGAGUGCCUGAAACUGAAUCCAAGCUAUCACUGUUGUGCUUUGAUGGCUUCUGUAUGCACAGAACAUAGAACUGAGGCUUAAGCGGACAAGGGGAAGGAGAAAUUCCUCAAAGCAGUGCAGUUGAAUUCCUUAUCAAACACCUUUAUUUUGUCGGAAUAGUUUUAAAUCCUUAUCUUUUUAUUUUCUUACAGCUGUUGAAAUACUGUCAGCAUUUCUUGAGUUUGGGUCAGUGGCAGGAAUGACAGCUACCUCCACCUUCAGGUGAUUGUGUCUGCCUUGCAAGCUAUGGAAAUGUAUAGUUUAGGAGUUGGAAUUAAAAUAGAUUUAAAAGAAGACACCAGAGAUGUUUUUUAUCAAAGGAAGACUAAUCGUUUGGGCAAAGGAGUAGAGUAACAAGAUUCUGUCUGUGUUAAAAAAGAUGGUGGUGCUUCCAUCAUCUUCCAGUUCAGAUCAAGAUCAGAUUGGGUAGAUGGAAGCCUACCCAGUUCUGUCAGGGUUUUUUUUGGGGGGGGGCGGGGGAUAAUUGGUGGGGCAGUGGCAGCAUAAUGUGCUACCAGUCACAGUAUUUGUUAAAAUUACAGCUGGUUUGUGCAUCUGUGUAACUUGCUUGGCUCUCUCAUAGUUUUAAGGAGAUGAGUGUUCAGUAUAUGAGCUAACUACUGCUGCCUUUUGUCCACCAUUUUUUUCAGUAGCAAUUACAGAGACACUUCUAAGCCCCUGUUGAAAUUAAAUAAAUGGAGGCAGCAGUAUGGAAUUAGGUGUUUCACACCUGGGACCCCACAUUUCUGCUGUGGAGUGCAAUAUGAAGCUAAUAUGCUCAGUUAUUGAAACAGUUUGCCUUUGUUUUGAUCAGAAAUUGCUAUUUUUUGUCUUUAGAACAGUAUUUACCUGAUUUACUAUGCAGCAAACCAUCUUGUGGGUUUCUGCUGAAACAUGGUGUGAUAUUUGGCUGGAUGGAAGAAGGUAGAAGGGGAAGUGCAGGAUACCACACCUGUUGAAAGAAAGGAAACUAAUACAAAUCUUGUAUAGGAAAGAUCCUGCCUUGGGAUACAGUCACACACUUAUUUUCUUUUCAGUAGCGGGGGAACAUAUUAUUAACUUUGUCACAUAACCUCUUCCUCUUGCAUGCACAUCAGAGCAAACAUUUUACAAUGUUUAGUAUCCGACAAACAGGAGUCCCUUGAAGAAUACUUCACAAAAUCAAUCCAAAUUGACUCUUUAUUUAAUGUAAAGCAAUUAAUUGUAUUAGUUGGUGUUUUAUCAGAAAUGGGUGAAAAGGGUAGUUCUAAAAAGAUAUGAAGGAUAGUACUCUCUUAAUGUGAUCUGUCAUGGUCAGGAAAUAUGUGAGCCAAAAAGUACACAGUUUUAUUGUUGGUCAGUGGCAUAUGUCCUCUUUAAUUAAUUACCUCUUAACUUAUAUCAUAAAUAAAUAGGAGACACUACAGUGAACAAUGGUUUUGGGCUUCCAGUUACAUCUCCUUCACAACCAUCUUCUUAUUGCUGAUAUACCUAUUUUUUAACAGUCUUCAUAACCUUUCUAAAUUCAAGGUGACAUAAAACUUGUAAAUAGCACACAAUCUCUGCUGCUGAGUCUGAACAGUAUUGAAUAAAUCUGCCAAGGCAAUA
Molecule: messenger RNA, 4571 nt
Organism: Pogona vitticeps (central bearded dragon)
Lineage: Eukaryota; Metazoa; Chordata; Lepidosauria; Squamata; Agamidae
Source: RefSeq, a predicted model, not a curated record